AUGAAUAUCAAUGAUCUAGUACAAGAAAGGGACUCAACUCCUCUAGCCGAGCCAAAUGGAACGGAGCAACAACAAUUGAGCAAUCAGCAGGAAAUUAAACAAGAACACGAGGAAAUAAACGAAGAGAGUGAAGUCAAUAAGCUAGAUACAACCACCAACAAUGACAAUAAUCAAGAACCUCAAGAACUAAAAGAGGAUGAAGUAAUGGAAGAAGCAGAAGCAGAAAUAACACCCCAACCAAUAAUUAAAACAGAAUUAAGUGAAACUCCAAGAUUGACACCACAACCACAAAUUCAUCAACCUACAAACAACCAAAACAAGAAACUAAAACAAGAACAACCAAUUAUAGAAACUUCAAACUUACCUCCAUUACAUGAAAUAGUAGGUGGCUCAUCAAUACGAAGAUACUUGAAUAAACAUUUAACUAAACAUUUAUUGGAUGGAUUAAAAGAAGUUGGGGAUAUUAAACCUGAUGAUCCUUUACGAUACUUGGGUGAAUUUUUAAUUGCUAGAUCUGAUGAACAAAAGAAUAAUGGGGGGUAG
This is a messenger RNA of Lodderomyces jiufengensis, 543 nucleotides long. It is a transcript of the gene SDC1, whose product is annotated as Sdc1p. The record is from RefSeq and is a predicted model, not a curated record. Bases 1 to 543 code for a protein of 180 amino acids. The transcript has a single exon. NCBI's taxonomy places the organism in Eukaryota, Fungi, Ascomycota, Pichiomycetes, Serinales, Debaryomycetaceae.